AUGUCUGGAGCAGGAGCCACCGCGGGAGCCGCUGGGGCGGGUUUUGGCGCUGCGCCUCAACGGAACUAUGAGGAGCGGGCACAGGCGCGCGAGCACAUGAUGAACAAUAUUCGCGAGACGUCCCAGCAGGACCGCCGCGUCUACGUUGGCAACUUGUCCUACGACGUUAAGUGGCACCAUCUCAAAGACUUCAUGCGGCAGGCCGGAGAGGUGCUUUUCGCUGAUGUGUUACUACUUCCCAAUGGAAUGUCGAAGGGAUGCGGAAUUGUGGAAUAUGCGACACGGGAUCAGGCUCAAAACGCCGUUGCGACACUCAGCAACCAAAACCUCAUGGGUCGGCUCGUUUACGUUCGUGAAGAUCGCGAAGCCGAACCACGGUUUAUUGGUGCCACUGGCGGCCGCGGUGGGUAUGGCGGCGGCCCCGGAGGCCCCGGAGGCAUGCAGGGCCAAUUCGGCGGUCACGGCAUUGGUGGGCCUGGCGGUGGUUACGGUGGGCCUGGCGGACCAGGCGGUGCCGGUGGCAACCGCCAAAUCUAUGUGUCCAACCUUCCCUACACGGCUGGAUGGCAGGAUCUGAAAGACCUUUUUCGUCAGGCCGCCCGCAACGGAAAUGUCAUCCGUGCUGAUGUCCACAUGGGACCUGACGGCCGUCCCAAGGGUUCUGGCAUCGUCAUGUUCGAACAUCCUGACGAUGUUCGGAACGCUAUACAGCAGUUCAACGGCUAUGAUUGGCAAGGGCGCCAAAUCGAGGUCCGCGAGGAUCGCUUCGCGAUGCAGCAAGGUGGCGGUUUUGGUGGACGCGGUGGUUUUGGCGGCCGUGGCGGCUUCGCAGCGGGAGGUUUCGGGGGCCGUGGUGGCUUCGGCGGCCGCGGCAACUUUGGCGGUUUCGGCGGCCGGGGCGGUUUCGGUGGUCACGGUGGUGGUGGCCAUGGCGGCUUCCAAGGCCCUCCUGGCGGCGGUGGCGGCUUCGACGGUCCUCCAGCUGCUCCCAACCCUUUCACGGACUAUGCCACAUCUGGCACCGAUCCCAGCGAGAUCAUCUACGUGCGCAAUCUUCCAUGGUCCACUAGCAACGAAGAUCUCAUAGAGUUGUUCACAACCAUCGGUAAGGUUGAGCAAGCCGAGAUUCAAUAUGAGCCUAGCGGGCGUUCCCGGGGCACUGGUGUCGUGCGAUUCGACAGCACGGACACCGCCCAGACAGCCAUCACGAAGUUCCAAGGUUACCAGUAUGGUGGACGACCUCUCGGUCUCAGCUUCGUCAAGUAUAUGACACCGGGCGCUGGAGACAGCAUGGAUACCGAUGCUCAUGGAGGCUUGACGCAGGACCAGAUCAUGUGA
Microdochium trichocladiopsis is the source of this 1338-nucleotide messenger RNA. RefSeq lists its product as uncharacterized. Gene Ontology annotation, molecular function: mRNA binding. The coding region runs from base 1 to 1338 and encodes 445 amino acids. NCBI's taxonomy places the organism in Eukaryota, Fungi, Ascomycota, Sordariomycetes, Xylariales, Microdochiaceae. The transcript is spliced from 8 exons. The record is from RefSeq and is a predicted model, not a curated record. Gene Ontology annotation, cellular component: cytoplasm; nucleus.